This is a messenger RNA of Symphalangus syndactylus (siamang), 3498 nucleotides long. It is a transcript of the gene ZNF589, whose product is annotated as zinc finger protein 589. Gene Ontology annotation, biological process: regulation of transcription by RNA polymerase II. Gene Ontology annotation, molecular function: DNA-binding transcription activator activity, RNA polymerase II-specific; RNA polymerase II cis-regulatory region sequence-specific DNA binding; zinc ion binding. Lineage: Eukaryota; Metazoa; Chordata; Mammalia; Primates; Hylobatidae. Gene Ontology annotation, cellular component: nucleus. The record is from RefSeq and is a predicted model, not a curated record.
AGCCCAGGCUUUCCUGCUAGACAAGAAACCUUUCUGGAGCUGCUUUAAAAGAACAAAAACUUCCCAAGGACCCCUUUUCUUCUCUAUCUGCCUAAAAUAAUUUCUUAAUAACUCCUAUAACAUCAUAAUUUCCUUAGGUAUAAUUUUGCAAAGGCGGUUUCAAAAGCUCCUUGGGGUCCUCAGUAAUUUUUAAGAGCGUAAAAGGAUUUUAACAACAAAAAGUUUGCGAACCACUGUCCUUGAGAAGCUCUCCGUGGAUGCGCAUGAGUCUGUCCAAUUGGAGUCCUGGUCUAUUUCUACAUUAGAUACCACACAGCAGUGAACACACAAUGAACAGGUCAAAACGUGUCAUUAUAGAACUGCGCAAAAGAGCUAGUAGCAGGCGUUCUUACGUUGUAAGUGUAUUUAUAUAAUGUUUACAACCAUGGAAAACAACACUAUAUUUUGCUUAUGGGUACCUGUGGUAAACACAACCCCAAAUAUUGCAGCCGAGGGGGACCUACAGGGUCAAAGUGCGCCUCAGCAUUUUCUCUCGCCCUGCACAAGUCGCAUUCCGCCCAGAGAACUACGCUUCCCGGCAGGCUGCGCGCCGCGCGGUGACGCACUUCACCCAGUCCUGCUUCUUUCUUCUGGCGCCGCCAGUGGCCCGCGGUGCGCAUUCUAACCCGUUUCACACACGGUGCUGCUACCUCGUUUGCUCCGUGCGUGCGUGCGCAGAUGUGGGCCCCGCGGGAGCAGCUCCUGGGCUGGGCUACAGAAGCUCUGCCUGCCAAGGAUUCUGCCUGGUCCUGGAAAGAGAAGCCUAGAUAUCUGGGACCAGUGACUUUCGGAGAGUGGAAGAGACUGAGCCUUGAGCAGAGGAACCUAUACAAAGAAGUGAUGCUGGAAAGUCUCAGGAAUCUGGUCUUGUUGGAAUCAAAGCCAGAAGUCCAUACCUGCCCUUCUUGCCCUCUGGCCUUUAGCAGUCAGCAGUUCCUCAGCCAAGAUGAGCUACACAAUCAUCCUAUUCCAGGUUUCCAUGCAGGAAAUCAACUCCACCCAGGAAAUCCCUGCCCAGAGGAUCAGCCACAGUCACAACGUCCUUCUGAUAAAAAUCACAGGGGGGCUGAAGCAGAAGAUCAACGAGUGGAAGGAGGCGUCAGACCCUUGUUUUGGAGUACAAAUGAGAGGGGGGCUUUAGUGGGUUUCUCUAGCCUGUUCCAUAGAUCACCAAUAAGCUCUUGGGGAGGCAACAGGAUAUUUGAGAUACAGUUCAGUCCAGCCCAGAAUGCAAGCUCUGAGGAAGUAGACAGAAUUUCCAAGAGGGCAGAAACUCCAGAGUUUGGAGCAGUCAGGUUUGGAGAGUGUGCACUAGCUUUUAACCAGAAGUCAAACCUGUUCAGACAGAAGGCAGUCACAGCAGAAAAAUCUUCAGACAAAAGGCAGUCACAGGUGUGCAGGGAGUGUGGGCGAGGCUUUAGCAGGAAGUCACAGCUCAUCAUACAGCAGAGGACACACACAGGAGAAAAGCCUUAUGUCUGCGAAGAGUGUGGGCGAGGCUUUAUAGUUGAGUCAGUCCUCCGCAACCACCUGAGUGCACACUCCGGGGAGAAACCUUAUGUGUGCAGCCAUUGUGGGCGAGGCUUUAGCUGCAAGCCAUACCUCAUCAGACAUCAGAGGACACACACAAGGGAGAAGUCAUUUAUGUGCACAGUGUGUGGGCGAGGCUUUCGUGAAAAGUCAGAGCUCAUUAAGCACCAGAUAAUUCACACAGGGGAAAAGCCUUAUGUCUGCGGAGAGCGUGGGCAAGGCUUUAUAGCUCAGUCAGCCCUCCGCUACCACCGGAGUACACACUCCAGGGAGAAACCUUAUGUGUGCAGCCAGUGUGGGCGAGGCUUUCGUGAUAAAUCAACUCUCCUCGCACACGAGCAGACACAUUCAGGGGAGAAGCCUUAUGUGUGUGGACAAUGUGGGCAGGGAUUUGGCCGGAAGAUACUCCUCAACAGACACUGGAGGACACACACAGGAGAGAAGCCUUACGCGUGCAUCGAGUGUGGGCAAAACUUUAGCCACAAGUCCACUCUCAGCUUACAUCAGAGGAUACACUCGGGGGAGAAGCCUUAUGCAUGCACGGAGUGCGGGCGAGGCUUUAGGAGGAAGUCACAGCUCAUCACACACCAGAAGACACACUCAGGGAAAAGCUUUAGAGGUGCAAGGAGUGAGGAUGUGAUUUUAGCAACAAGUCAGCCAUCAGCCACACUAGCGGAAAUGCUUAGGGAGAAGCCUUGUUUGUAAGGUAAUGUGGACAGAGCUGUACGUGGAUGUCAUUACUUGUCAGAUGUCAGAGGACACACUCGGGAGAAGCCUUCAUGGAGUGAGAGUAAGGUGUUGGCUGGAAGUGGCCCCUUAAGAGAUACUUGGAGUCAAAUCUAUCCACUGUACACCCACCCCACUCUUGUUCUAAGAGCUUCGGGGACAGUCUUCUGACCCCUUACAUUCCUUUAGAUGUGAAGAUGGCAGAGAUCUAACUUCUGAGAGCAGAGGUGUCAAGUGACGGUCCCCUUGGAGGAAUGGUCUUUGCAUCUGACUACUUCCUCCUGCAACUGUGUUCUUCCAUUGGCUUCCAUGACACUCUCCUGCUUUAUUUUUUUCUACAUCUCUAGCCUUUGCUGUAUCCUCUCCCACCCCACCUUUAGAUUUUACUCAGAGUUCAGUCUCCAGCCCUACAAUCUGAGGGACUCCUUUACCAGGUCCCCUUCCUAACCCUCCAGUCCCAAAUCCCAGAUUCUUUAACCACACUCUAAAAGUUCUUCAGACUCAGGACUUAAACAUAGCCAUUUCACCUUGGCCUUCAGUGACAGGGAUCUAGCAAUGCCGCAUCAGGUUUAAGGGUUUUUUAAACACAGCUCCUCUUAAAUCCUCCAAUCUCAGUACCCAGUGUUUUAGCCAUGCUCGGGUGGCUAAAUUAUGUCCAGGAAUGGUGCUAGGGCCUUUAGCCAUUUAUCUCUCCUCACACUCCCAGGGCCCAUAUGGCCCAGGUUCUGACAGUUUGCCUUACUCCCUUGGCCUGGGGCUAGCCCUACCUGAUACCCUGUGUCAAUGAGCAUACCUUGAAGAGCUAUCCACUAAGGCCCCAGUGCCUUUAUUUGCUAAGAGACUGCCACAGAAAAGAAGGGGAGAGAUGUUCAUGUAACCUCAAAAUACUUAGGCUUGGUUUUGAUGCUGGAGAGGAAGAAGGACUUGGAGAGAGAGAAGGAAUGGCUGGUCCAGAGGCUUUUGUCCACUCCCUCUCACUGGAAGUGGUUGAUCUCCAGGGAAUCCCCAAGGUUAGCCUCGUUAGGGGAAGGGCUAGGGGUACCUGGAAUGUAGGAUCUCCCCCCUGCCUGGCCUACCACCUUAAUGUGUCUGGAAUCGGUGGGUUCUUGGUCUUGCUGACUUCAAGAAUGAAGCCAUGGACCCUUGUGGUGAGUGUUACAAUUCUUAAAGAUGGUGUGUCUGGAGUUUGUUCCUUCUGAUGUU